UGAGGGAGGCUGCGUCUGUCGGGAGGCAGAGGAGUCGUGCCGGGCUUCAGACGGCGUUCCUUCAGGCGCUUCGCUGGAAGUUGCUGUUUAGUAAUCGGUGUAUUUUUAGUUUCGCGUCUUGUGGAGAAACAAACAGCCAACGUGGACAGUUUCUCCUGAGUUAAAAGCAUCGUGACAACACGUUUCAUUUAUAAGUUGCUCCGUUACGUUUUUACGCCGUGUGCAUGCGAAAUGUGAUGGGCUGUCGGUGUCUACAUUACAACACAGGUUAAAGGUCAGCAGACGCUUCACAGCGAGUGAAUGUUCCCGCGCUCACAGUAACGCAAAGUGUAGUUUUUAGGAUCUGAUGACGUGCACGCUGCUUUGAAGCAACACGGAUUUAUCUCAUGAAACAAUCUGAACUGUCUUGGUUGAGAUUAUUCGAAUCUUUCCCUACUCGUACUUCAGGUCCAGACUGGCUGAUACUUCCCGUCCUCCCUCCCCUCCCUCCUACAGUUCCCCGUUUCUCCCCCGUGUCUUCUUUUGAAAGCGUCGUGAACGCGCACGGCGGGGCGCUAUUAAAUGGGCGGACUUGUAGGCGCGGUCACGUCCACUGCGGCUCCGGAGGUUUUGACGGUCACAUAAAAGUGCUCGUCCCACCCGCGGACCCACGUCUCUUCCCUCCGUGGGACCGGAUCGGACCUGAUCGGGACCAGCGCUGACAAACCGCGCUCAGCUUAAAGGCGUCCGGCUGCGGAGAGACCCGUUUGACACCGGCGGACGUUCACCGACAUCAGCCACAAUCAAAAGGUAUGAAGUGAGCGACGCGCUCUGUUGGACCGAGGUGCUCGUUUGUGCCAAGUUGCUGAUUGUUUGCUUGCUUUCUUGCCUGAUCUCGCCGGGACUCCGUUUUCCAUUUCCCCCCUGCUGUGAUCGCGUUUCACUCCUGUCAGCAGUUUGACCGUCAGCUCUUCCUAUUCACUCCUCACGUCUAUUAAAGGCCUCCGCGUGCCUCAGACAGCCGUGAGCUGAAGAUGCUGCCUCUCGGGCUGAAACGUCUGCUGUUGCCUGCAUGGGUCUACACAUAAUCCACCUUAUGAACUAGUAAAGUUUCCAUUUUGUUCUGUUUCACCCUCCAACUCUCUCUCGUCUAUUUACACAUUGAUGUUUCUCAGGGCGCAUCAUCUUUACCAGCGUGGCUCGUGAUUUCCGAGGGUGGAAGCGCACGAGCGGACAUUUGAUGCCAACAGUAAGAACGCACUGAAUAAUGGGGGACUCAUUCUUCAACUGCUGUUAUGUCCCACCCCACCCCCCAGGCGAGGAGGACCCCCGCGGACCCACGCGCUCGCACGUCAUGACCUCCCACUCGACGCGCGUCCCCUCCGACAAGCGCUUCCUCAUCUUCUUCGACUUCGACGAGACCAUCGUCGAUGAAACCAGCGACGACAUGGUGGUGCAGGCGGCCCCGGGGCAGCGCCUGCCCGGCUGGCUGAAGGACACCUACCACCCCGGGCGCUACAACGAGUACAUGCAGCGCGUGCUCGCCUACCUGGCGGAGCAGGGCGUCACCGAGAGCGACAUGCGCGGCAUCAUGGAGAAGAUACCGGCCACCCCCGGCAUGAUCACCCUCUUCCAGUUCCUCCGCACGCGCCCGCAGGACUUCGAGGUGGCGCUGGUGUCGGACGCCAACACCUUCUUCAUCGAGUCCUGGCUGCGGCGCGUCGGGGCGCGCCAGCUCUUCCAUCGGGUCUUCACCAACCCGGCCACCUUCAACAAGGACGGCCGCCUGCUGCUGAGGCCCUUCCACUCCCACGACUGCCCGCGGUGCCCCGACAACAUGUGCAAGCAGGUGGUGGUGAGGGACCACGUGGCCCGCAGGACGCACGAGCGGGGCCGCCCGUAUCAGAGGGUCUUCUACGUGGGCGACGGGGCCAAUGACUUCUGCCCCGCGCUCGCGCUCGGCCCACGGGACGUGGCCUUCCCCCGGCGGGACUUCCCCAUGCACCGUCUGAUCACGGAGACCCACGAAGCCAUGCCCGGCGAGUUCAAGGCGGUGACGGUGCCGUGGGUGAGCGGCGAGGACGUGGUGCAACGGCUGAGGAAGCUGGUGGCAGAGUAGUGGGUCGCUGAUGGGGCGGUGGACGCUUGUAGUGUAACUCAGGUGAAUUACUCCCACAGACUAAAGCAAUAAAAUCAUUUGUACUGUCUGUAAUACAUGAAUUGUUGGUUUGUUGCCACAUUAGUAGGUUCCUGAGAGUUGCCACUGCUCAAGUGAGGAAAUCAAUAAUCCAAUGCUUCAGAUUUAGCUGUAAAGAAAAUAACUGGACAUUGUUAGGAGUAUAAUAAUAAUAAAAUUUUAUAACACUAUGAAAAGUAAUUUUAAAAAUGCACAUUCAUUUACUAGGUGCUUAAAUAGUACAAUCAUACAUAUUUUAUUACAAACUGCACUUUUUCAUUGUUAAAUUCGCCUUUGGUCUUAAUGUAUAAAGUUGACCAACAAUGUGAGAGAAGUGUAUGUUUAAAAUGUUGUCUGUCUGUUUUGUUUAUCUUUUGUUUAUCAGUGUUUUUUCUGUGUAGGCCAUGCCUACUAAAGAAUUAUUAGCACCAGCAGGAAUAAAGCCAUCAACUGAAAA
This is a messenger RNA of Betta splendens (Siamese fighting fish), 2612 nucleotides long. It is a transcript of the gene phospho1, whose product is annotated as phosphoethanolamine/phosphocholine phosphatase 1. The transcript has 2 exons. The record is from RefSeq and is a predicted model, not a curated record. Gene Ontology annotation, molecular function: phosphatase activity. The coding region runs from base 1247 to 2098 and encodes 283 amino acids. NCBI's taxonomy places the organism in Eukaryota, Metazoa, Chordata, Actinopteri, Anabantiformes, Osphronemidae.